Molecule: messenger RNA, 2118 nt
Organism: Bombus huntii
Lineage: Eukaryota; Metazoa; Arthropoda; Insecta; Hymenoptera; Apidae
Product: venom serine protease Bi-VSP-like
Exons: 8
Coding region: 728-1828 (366 amino acids)
Biological process (GO): proteolysis
Molecular function (GO): serine-type endopeptidase activity
Source: RefSeq, a predicted model, not a curated record
UUUUGGGUACCCCCCAAGAUUACACAUUUUCUCUAAUUCUGGUAUGUUGCUUCAUCGUAUGAACCAUUAAGUCUAUUUGAAUUAUUAGUAACGGAUUAAGGAAAGAAACAAGUAAUUGUGUUAGGCAAGGAAGAAAUAAUUUAUCAAGCACUGAAUUGCUGCCUUCUUUUACUGCAACACAAAACAAAAAUUCUGAAUGAUAUUGAUAAUUAUGGAUGAACGAUGUUAAUAAUUUAUGUCUCUUUUCAGAUUAAACAAUUUUCCGGAUUUAUUCAUAAUUUCGAAGAAUAUGCUGGUAUUCAAAGAAUAAGGAAAAGAAUGGACCAGUAUAGGAAAUCUCUUUUUCAUUGUAGGUAACAUAUACUUCAUUCAUUGCAUGGUUCAACGUAUUUUUGAACACAUGUAACUGGGAAAAUUCUUGUGUGAUUUAAAAAAAGGAGGAGAAUUGACACCUUCGAAUGACAUUAGAAAUAUUUCAAUAUAAGCACCAUUGUCGAAGAAUUAGAAGAUUUUCGUAAAAGUGAGCAUAAAAAAGUUUAAAAACAUCUCUCAUCGUGACAGGCAUCUCUCAAUUAGCCGUCAAGUGUAUUUUAGUACUAGAACUAUCAACAAGUAAUGUACGACUGAAUGUGCUAUAUAAUACAUAAUUGUAAGAGAAGCGACAAAAUGAUGGUAUAAAUAAGUACUUAGAGGGAAGUUGGUGCAACUGUAUCUUAUUUUUCGAAGAAUGGUGAGAAAAAUGACGGAUCGCAAAGUGUUGUUUGCAUGUUUGGUGUUAAUUACUCUCCUGCAUCCAUUAGUUCACAUGGUGUCUGGCGAAGAAUGUACAACACCGAACAAUCAAACAGGCAACUGUCUCAACAUUAAAACAUGUAACCCUCUGCAAGAAAUACUGCAGACACAGGGUCAUACAGCUACCGAUUUUUUGAGGCAAUCACUAUGCAGAUAUGAGGGUCAUGCUCCGAUCGUUUGUUGUCCAAACGAUCCAAACAAGGAGAAGAGAGGGAUUUUAAUAGAAACUGUGUAUAAGUACGUGCCCUUGCGUCCACCAUAUUGUGGUUUCAGCAACGGCGAGCAUACCAGGGUGGUUGAUGGUAAACCAGCUAAGUUUGCUGCUUGGCCGUGGAUCGCUGCAUUAGGUUUUCAUAAUCCCCAAAACCCAGAUACUGAACCAGAAUGGAAGUGCGGAGGUUCCCUGAUAUCGGCUAGGCAUGUUUUGACCGCAGCACAUUGUGCAAUACGCAGUGAUUUGUACGUGGUUCGUAUCGGAGACUUAAAUCUAAAACGAGAUGACGACGGAGCGCAUCCUAUUCAAAUGGGAUUCGAAUCUAAACUAAUACAUCCUGAUUAUACUCCCAAUAUACACAAUCAUGAUAUUGCCAUUCUUAGAUUGGUGGAGGAGGUGCCAUUUUCGAAGUACAUACAUCCCAUUUGUCUCCCCAUAGAGGAGUCCCUACGAAAUAACGACUUCGUGGGCUAUAACCCCCUUGUUGCUGGAUGGGGAGCAUUAAGAUAUAGAGGACCACGAAGUGAUGUAUUAAUGGAAGUACAAGUACCAGUGGUUAGCAACGCCGAAUGCAAGACAGCUUAUUCCAAAUUUCCUAAUGCACCUAUCACUGAUGGUGUAAUAUGCGCCGGGUAUGCUCAGGGUGGAAAGGAUGCUUGUACGGGUGAUAGCGGCGGACCACUGAUGAUACGACAGCAAUUAACCUUCUACCUAAUAGGUGCUGUGUCUUAUGGUCAUGCGUGUGCUGUAGCUGGAUAUCCUGGUGUUUACACUAGGAUCACGUCGUACCUCGACAACUUCAUUCUCCCAGCCUUGCAAUAAUACGAUUAUUAUUGUUCCAUAAAUAUCAUUUUUCGUGUACGAAAGGUAAAGUUGGCUUUUCUUAUUGUGAAGAUAAGAGGCAGCUCAAAUUUAUAUUGUUUUUUACGUCAAGAAUUAUAGUCUUAAAAUGCAUGAAAUGUAACUUUGAAACUACACUAAUUUUUUACCUACGUUAUACUUGCACCACUUAGAUACGUAAAGAUGAUAAACGAUCAUUAACUAAAUUUCCAUUAAUCAUAUUUAUACUAAUUUUGAUAAUAAUAAACCAACUCUCUGAAGGUUUCUAUAAA